Hevea brasiliensis (rubber tree) is the source of this 1435-nucleotide messenger RNA. RefSeq names its product G-type lectin S-receptor-like serine/threonine-protein kinase SD1-1. The record is from RefSeq and is a predicted model, not a curated record. NCBI's taxonomy places the organism in Eukaryota, Viridiplantae, Streptophyta, Magnoliopsida, Malpighiales, Euphorbiaceae. Gene Ontology annotation, biological process: protein phosphorylation. Gene Ontology annotation, molecular function: protein serine/threonine kinase activity; ATP binding. Bases 208 to 1269 code for a protein of 353 amino acids. The transcript is spliced from 6 exons.
GCCGCCCCACCUUUCUCUCCAUUCUUACUCACCUUGUUCCACCAUUGUUAAGAGAAAGAAAGCUUGAAUUUCUCUACUUUCUUCCAUAAAUUCACAAAGUCCUAACAAAAAAAAAAAUUCUUUUUACAUGUUGAGGAAGCAUUAGAGAGUAAAAAGAAGAAGAAAGAAUUGAAGAAAGGAAAGCCUAGAAACCCUCCAAGCAAAGGAAUGAGGAACCAUGAUGACAUGAAGGAUUAUGAUAAAGAUAGUGCAAUGGAAGAGAUGGAAUUAACAAUCUUUGAUUUAGUAAUUGUGAAGAAUGCCACUAACAACUUUUCAAGAAAUAAUAAACUGGGAGAAGGUGGCUUUGGACCCGUAUUCAAGGGUACAUUAUUGGACGGGCAAGAAAUAGCGGUGAAAAGGCUUUCUGAAACUUCCAGACAAGGAAGAGAAGAGUUCAAAAAUGAAGUCAAAUUGAUUGCGAAGCUUCAGCAUAGAAAUCUUGUAAAGCUUCUUGGCUGUUGCAUUGAAGGAGAGGAAAAAUUGUUGAUCUAUGAAUACAUGCCCAACAAAAGCCUGGACUUCUUUACUUUUGAUAAAACAAGAUGGAAAUUACUCGAUUGGCAUAGACGCUUCCAUAUUAUCGAGGGGAUUGCCCGUGGACUUCUCUAUCUUCAUCAAGACUCAAGACUAAGAAUCAUCCAUAGAGAUUUGAAAGUUAGUAAUAUUUUACUUGAUAGUGAUAUGAAUCCAAAAAUUUCUGAUUUUGGAUUGGCAAGAACAUUUGGAAGAGAACAAAGUCCGACAAACACAAAUAGAGUUGUUGGGACAUAUGGUUAUAUGCCACCUGAGUAUGCCAUUAAUGGUCUCUUCUCAGUAAAAUCCGAUGUUUUUAAUUUUGGUGUUAUAAUUUUAGAAAUAGUCAGUGGAAAGAGAAAUCGAGGAUUUUCCCUUGGAGGUCUUGGUCACAACCUUCUUGGAUAUGCAUGGAGGCUGUGGGUGAAAGGGAGGCCUUUAGAACUAAUUGAUAAAUCAUUAUAUGACUCGUGCGGUCCAUCUCAGGUUCUACGAUGCAUCCAUGUGGGCUUGUUAUGUGUGCAACAGCUGCCAGAGGACAGGCCGAAUACGUCAACUGUGGUUUUAAUGUUGGUAAGUGACACUUUUCUGCCUCAGCCAAAGCAGCCUGGUUUUUGCACUGAGAGAAAUCCAUAUGAAGCAGAAUCUUCGUCGAGGAAAGAAAGCAAUUAUUCAGGAAAUGAAAUCACCACUACCAUAAUAGAUCCUAGAUAGAAAUUGAAAUCUCCAUUUUAUUUUCCCCCUUUUAUCCAUGCUGUUCCUUUUUGAUUUUAAACAUAUUUAUAAAUACAAGUAUUUAUGCAAUGCAUUUUUAGUGUUUACUUCUGAUAUUUCAUCUGUUUUUUUCUAAACGAAAUAUUAAUAGAAGGCCUUGGUAUUG